This is a messenger RNA of Prorocentrum cordatum, 579 nucleotides long. The record is from the annotation of a GenBank genome assembly. NCBI's taxonomy places the organism in Eukaryota, Dinophyceae, Prorocentrales, Prorocentraceae.
AUGCCGAAAGUCAUUGAGGGCGUGCGGCACAUCGUUUUGAUGGCAGUGUAUGGAUUUGAAUUGCGAGACAGGGUGCGAGAAAGGAUGAGUGGUUUGGUUGCUGUCGACGUUUCCAGCCCGUAUCUUUCAUCAGGCGUCUGGGUGCAGGGCGAAUUGCGAUUGAAGCAAUCGCUUCCUCUGCACGUCGGGACUGAGGCACGCGACAUUUACGAUGAGAGUCCGCUCUCGCUGAAUUUCGCUUCAAACUGGGCCUCUGCGAAUCAGCCAAUCAGCAUGCGUUCUUUAUUACAGAGGUACGCCGUCAGAAAUGAGUCGGUUAUCUUCGCCAGCGAGUUGCCGCCGUCGUGGGAUUAUAGUCCACAGGACUAUAUCAGCAUUAAUUUGGUUUUAGCUGUGCCACCACAGCAGGUGCGUUAUGUUCCAAGUGCGUGGGAGAUGCUGAAGGUCGCUUGGAUGCAAGUGUUGUCUUUCAUAAUUCCGGUGUGGCUCGUCCUGCGGUCUUUGAAGUCGUUCGCCUACGACAACCAAUUGGUGGAUACAUAUAUUGUUCCAAAUCUUCCACCGCUGAGCGAGAUGUGA